AGGUUUCCGCAGAUUAGGAGAAUUGGGGAAGGAAGGCAGGCAGCAAUGGCGGUUUUCCAAGUCAAUCUUUAGCCAUUAAAUUCAAAACCAAACCCGUUACGUAGACUCUCCCAUAUCUUCUCCUCCUCCUCAUCGUCUUCUUCAUCUUCCAUUCCAAUUCAAAUUCCAAUUCCAAUUCCUCUCGGAUUCCCAAUUGCUUUUCAUGAAAUUCGACGAUUUAGGGUUUUUUUGAAAUUUGGGGAUUUUAUUUUAUUAUGCUGUCCAGAUCUUGUUUCAAUCUGUUAAGUAUCGACGACUGCUCUGGCGAGAGGGGCGGCCGGAUUCCGAGAGUGAUUUCGAUGCCGGGAGUGUUUUCCGACUGCGACGACGUCGCCGGAAGUCCGGAAUCGUCGCCGGCGGCGUGUAAAGAGCGGCGGAUUAUUGUGGCGAAUCGGCUUCCGGUGAAGGCUUUCCCCGGCGACGAAGCCUCCGGCGGCCGGAAAUGGUCCUUUGACUGGGACAGGGACGCCCUGGUCCUCCAGCUCCGGGACGGCCUCCCGCCGGAGGUCGAGGUCGUCUACGUCGGUUGUCUGGGAGUCGACAUAACCGACCCUUCGGAGCAGGACGAGGCUGCGCAGAUCUUACUGGAUAAGUUCAAUUGCGUCCCGACCUUCGUCCCCUCCGAUUUGAUGAACAAGUUCUACCAUGGCUUCUGCAAGCAUUACCUCUGGCCUCUGUUUCAUUACAUGCUUCCGAUGACCUCCAGCCAUGGCGUCCGUUUCGACAAGUCCACGUGGCAGGCCUACGUGUCCGCCAACAAGAUCUUCGCCGACAAAGUGAUGGAGGUCAUAAACCCCGACGACGAUUACGUAUGGGUCCACGAUUAUCAUCUGAUGAUUCUCCCGACUUUCUUGAGGAAGAGAUACCACAGGGUAAAGAUCGGAUUUUUCUUACACAGUCUGUUUCCUUCUUCAGAGAUUUAUCGAACAUUGCCUGUUAGAGAAGAGAUCUUGAGGGCUCUUUUGAAUUGCGAUCUUAUCGGAUUCCAAACUUUCGAUUACGCCAGACAUUUCUUGUCGUGUUGCAGCAGAAUGCUUGGAUUGGAUUAUCAAUCCAAAAGGGGUUAUAUCGGAUUGGAUUAUUACGGUCGAACUGUCGGGAUCAAGAUCCUCCCCGUCGGAAUUCAUAUGGGCCAGAUUCGAUCGGCGAUGUCCGACUCCGACACCCGUCAGAAAGUCGAAGAAUUAAGGAAGAAAUACUCCGGCAAGACCAUCUUUUUAGGCGUCGACGAUUUGGACAUGUUUAAAGGGAUAAGCCUCAAGUUCAUGGCCUUUGGAAUCCUAUUGGACGAAAAUCCGUCGUAUCGCGGGAAUGCUGUCCUUGUUCAGAUAACAAAUGCGCCGAGGAGUCGCGGUCGGGACAUUCAGGAAGUUCGGGAUGAGAUUGAUAAGGUUGCGACGGAGAUUAAUCGGAAGUACGGUAGCGUCGACUAUACGCCCAUCGUUUGUAUCAACGGCCCAGUUUCGUUUAACGAUAAGGUCGCGUAUUAUGCGAUUUCCGAAUGCGUCGUCGUGAAUGCCGUUCGGGACGGGAUGAAUUUGGUGCCGUAUAAGUACACGGUGUGUCGGGAGGGCCUCGAAGGCUCCGGCGCAUCAAGAAAGAGCGUCAUUAUUGUAUCGGAGUUUAUCGGGUGCUCGCCAUCGUUAAGCGGUGCGAUCCGAGUGAACCCUUGGAACAUUAAUAGUGUCGCGGACGCGAUGGUUUUGGGGAUGACGAUGUCGGAUUCGGAAAAAGAAUUACGACACGAGAAGCAUUAUAAGUACAUUACGUCGCACGACGUCGCGUAUUGGGCUCGGAGUUUCGAUCAGGACUUGGAGCGGGCUUGCGCCGAGCAUUAUCGGAAGCGGUGUUGGGGGAUCGGGUUCGGGCUGAACUCGAGGGUUGUCGCGCUUGGCCCGAAUUUCCGGAAGCUUUCGGUGCAGCACAUCGCGGCGGGGUACAACGCGACGAAUAGUCGGCUUAUACUGCUCGACUAUGACGGCACAAUGAUGGCGCGGGAUAGAGUCGACAAGUCGCCGAGCCCGGAAGUGAUUGCGCUCUUGAACGGUUUAUGCGACGAUCCGAAGAAUGUUGUGUUUAUCGUGAGCGGUCGAGGGAAGGAUUCGUUGGGGCGGUGGUUCGAUCGAUGUGAGAAACUCGGGUUGUCCGCCGAGCACGGCUACUUUACCCGGUGGCCGGAGAGCGCGCGAUGGGAGACCUGCCGCUUGGCCGUCGAUCUCGACUGGAAAAACAUCGUCUUGCCGAUAAUGGAGCACUACACGGAGGCAACGGACGGGUCAUCGAUCGAGCAGAAGGAGAGCGCGUUGGUGUGGCAUCAUCAAGAAGCUGAUCCUGACUUCGGGUCGUGGCAAGCGAAAGAGCUUCUCGACCAUUUGGAGAGCGUUCUCGCGAACGAUCCCGUCGUCGUGAAAAAUGGGCAGCAGAUCGUCGAAGUGAAGCCGCAGGGCGUGAGCAAGGGGACGGUCGUGAAGAAUCUCGUCGAGGCGACGAGGGAUUCGGGGAAGCCGGCGGACUUCGUGUUGUGUAUCGGCGACGACAGGUCGGACGAGGAAAUGUUCGAGGCGAUAGCGAGUUCGAUCGAGAAUCGGGUGUUGCCGGCGGAGACGGAGGUUUUCGCGUGCACGGUCGGGCAGAAGCCGAGCAUGGCGAAAUACUAUCUUGACGAUACGUAUGAGGUCGUGAAGCUGCUUCAGGGGCUUUUGGCGGCGCCGCCGCCGGCGAAGGGGCCGCAGAAUUUUCCGGCGGGGGGGCCUUGGAAUGGGGAAGUUUGAUGAUGAUAUGAUGACGAAGUUGUAGCUUCUAGAGAAGUAGAGAUUGUACAUAAUAUAUAUAUAUCGGUAUAUCUAUAUAUUUAUACGUAUUGUUUACAGGGCAGAUGAUUCAAGAACGUAUACAUACGGUAAUGUGAAAAGGUUAGUGCAGAAAUGUUCAUAAUGCUACAAAUCAUGUGGCAUUAAAA
This is a messenger RNA of Andrographis paniculata, 2998 nucleotides long. Its product is annotated as probable alpha,alpha-trehalose-phosphate synthase [UDP-forming] 11. The record is from RefSeq and is a predicted model, not a curated record. Bases 255 to 2810 code for a protein of 851 amino acids. The transcript has 3 exons. Gene Ontology annotation, biological process: trehalose biosynthetic process. Lineage: Eukaryota; Viridiplantae; Streptophyta; Magnoliopsida; Lamiales; Acanthaceae. Gene Ontology annotation, molecular function: catalytic activity. Gene Ontology annotation, cellular component: cytosol.